AUGGAUUUCGAUAAUAUACAACCAGCUAGAAUUCUAGUAGGAAUUCUAGCCUUCUGUGGACUAUGGCCCGAUAGCAAGUUAACCCAAGAUUCAAUUUGGGCGCGAAGAUGCUGCAAAUGGCAGCCGUAUAUAGUACAUUUCUUCAUAACACUCGUUUUGAACUUUAUGAUGUGGAUGGAAGCCCUAUUGAGUAAAGAUUUCAUGCAUACGGCGGAUGUUCUAUUUAUUACCCUAACGGAGACGGCACUGAUUUGUAAAAUAUUGAAUAACUGGCACUAUACAAGGAUAGCGAAUAGCAUUCUCUUGGAGUGGAGUCAAAGCGAGAGAUUCAUUCUACAAUCGAGGGAGGAACAGGAUCUCGUUCGCCAAGAACAGCGAAAAUUUAUACGAAUCACCAUAGUUUAUUUCAUUUGCAGUUUGGGCGUUGUUCCAUGUAUAUUUUUGUCGGCUCUGUUGAAUUAUCCCAACGAGCUACCCUUCUGGAUGUGGGUACCCUUCGAUUGGCAGCAACCCCGUCUAUAUUGGUAUCCUUAUUUCUAUGAACUAGUCGCUGUGCCAUUCACCUGUCUCUCGAAUAUAACCAUGGAUCAGUUGAACUGUUAUCUUAUGUUACAAUUAUCCCUAUACCUACGAGUGUUGGGCACACGUUUAUCCCGACUCAAUCAGACUAAUGUCGCCAUGGAAGACGAGCUCUAUUUUCGGUUUAUCCAACUGGUUCAACUCCAUCGUCGACUCAAAGAACAAGCCAACGAAAUUCAAGCCUUCAUCUCGAAAAGUACUCUAAUACAGAUUCUUCUUAGCUCGUUUAUACUCUGUCUAAGCAUAUAUAGCAUGCAGAUGCUUAAUGUCUUGAACAAUCCGGGCCAAUUUGCGGCCAUGGCACAAUAUUUAUUUGCGAUGACCAUGCAAAUCUAUUUGCCCAGCAUCUAUGGCAAUGCGGUGACCUAUUAUUGUAGUGAACUACCAAAUGCUUUGUACUCUUCGGAAUGGCCGGACAUGAGUGUCCGUAUGCGUCGCAUGGUAUAUUCCUUUAUGAUUUGUCUAAAUCAACCAAUGAAUCUAACAGCUGGAGGCUUCUUUUGCGUGGGUUUACCUUUAUUUACAAAGAUAUUAAACCAAUCCUAUAGUCUAUUGGCCUUGCUGCUCAAUAUGAACAAAUAGAUCAAGUUAUUGUCAAU
Drosophila willistoni is the source of this 1178-nucleotide messenger RNA. It is a transcript of the gene Or71a, whose product is annotated as putative odorant receptor 71a. Gene Ontology annotation, molecular function: olfactory receptor activity; odorant binding. Gene Ontology annotation, cellular component: plasma membrane. NCBI's taxonomy places the organism in Eukaryota, Metazoa, Arthropoda, Insecta, Diptera, Drosophilidae. The record is from RefSeq and is a predicted model, not a curated record. Bases 1 to 1161 code for a protein of 386 amino acids. The transcript has 3 exons. Gene Ontology annotation, biological process: detection of chemical stimulus involved in sensory perception of smell; sensory perception of smell.